Molecule: messenger RNA, 6618 nt
Organism: Paramuricea clavata
Lineage: Eukaryota; Metazoa; Cnidaria; Anthozoa; Malacalcyonacea; Plexauridae
Source: the annotation of a GenBank genome assembly
CGCGCGAGUCCUGAGGCGAGCGGCGAGACAAUUUGAAAUUUUCGAAAAAAUUAAUUUGUGUAGAAAUUAUUAAAAGUUUCGAGAUAAUUUUGGAAGUUCUUUUGUGGAAAAUUUCUCCUGAAUGGCGAGUUUAAAAGUGUUUAACAGAUUAUAUCCUAAACGAAACUUGUGCAAUGUUUUUCGUAGGAAUAUUUCCACUUUAAAGCGUCCAUUUCUGAGUUUCAACAGUCAUACUCCAUCUCUUCAAAACAAGACUGGCUUGCUUUCCUCAUGUCUCUCCUUCUCAAGAGUUUGUGGUUGUGGCAUGCAUAAUCAUAUAUCUGAAGGUAUAUUAAAAUAUUCGAAGUGACUAUAUGACCGGCAGCCGGUCACGGUUUAUAAAAUACUAAAUGGCCGGCAGUCUAGUGACUAUUGUUAAAGUUUAAUUUUUAUAAGAUAAACCUAUCCCCAACCCCAAACCCUUUUCUAACCCUAACCCCUAACCCCUAACCCUAACCUUUUGAGAGUUAGAAAAGUCCGGAAAAAAAGUUUAAAAAAUUUUAAGAAAAAACAAUGCUAAGUCAGACAAAACACAUCGCGACCCCGACUGCGCUUAACUUUCCGCACGCAGCGCCCUUGCCGUAUGAGCUAACGGCAAGCUCGGUAAAAGUAAACGCAAACAAAAGUUUUUAUAUUCAACUAUAGUCACUAGACUGCCGGCCAUUUAGUAUUUGAUAAAGCGUGACCGGCUGCCGGUCAUAUAGUCACUUCGUAAAAUAUUUCUUAAAGUUUAAAUACAUUUAAUAUUACAGUUCAAUCAUCAAUCAUAAACACGUGGUAAUAAUGCACCUAUCAAUUUACACCCGACCCCCCCCCCCACCCCGGGACAUAGUGGGGGAUUUGAUUUGACAUUGGUUCUAAAGUGUAUAAACCCCCCACCCUACCCGGGCAUGUUUGCCACAAAAAAAAAAACAACGCUGGAGGGGCAGGGCAGUCUGACAAAACUACCAUUUUUUUCAACUGAAAGUUCUGACAUAAAAGUGCACACUUCAUGCAAAUAUAAAUAUCAAUUACAAUUCUACUAUUUGUAAAUAACUAUUCUACUAUUUCUAUACUAUUUGUACUACGUAAUACUAUUUCUACUAUUCGUAAAUAACUAUUCAUGUAACUACGUUUAUACUGCUGUAAUUUCCUUCCUACUAUUGUAGUUUUCUUCCAACUACUGUAGUUUUCUUGUCACACACCCCCUGUGGAAAUCAGCUUCGGUUGACAGGGUUAGCGUGGGUAAAUAAAGUUUUUCUAUCUUCUAUCUACCCUAGCACUUUUUGGAAUGGUUUGUCGCCUUUGCUUACUAACCCAAUGUUUCUGUUCUAGGAGAUCAACAGCUAUUGGCAUUUUUAAAGGAAGAAUUAAAUUAUGAAAAUGAAACGAUGAAAAAUCUUGAAAAACCAAAACUGGAAAUUUUUAAUCAACCGGUACAAAUUAAUUAACCCUGUAAUGUGCAAUAUACCACUAUGUGCCAUGCUUUAGUAUUUACUCUGUCUAACUCCAGAUGAUUUUACUUGCAAGGGAGGAGUCUUGGACGUUAAUGGGUUAAAACAUUAAAAAAGGUUUGUCACAGAAGUUAACCUUUCAAGGGCCAGCAUUCCACCCAAAUCAUCUGGUGUUAGACCAACGGUUUUCAACUUGGGGGACAUGUCCCCGAGAGGGGACAUAUUUUGGCAAAUUCCUAGGGGACACAAACUGGUCUAGGACUGAGAAAACAAUAGUUGAAUACAAUAGUUUGUACUAUAAACAUGUUUGCUUGACUUUCUAUCUAUUAUUUAAAAUUUAAAUCAUUUACUAUUUUACUAACUAUUUCGAAAUUCAUGUUUUUGAUAGACUUCAGUGGGCAAUUUCUGUUCAGGGGACGUGGUAAUUCAAUCAUGUGAAAUCGGGGACACAUGAGAAAACCAGUUGAAAACCGUUGUGUUAGACAGAGUAAAGUAGCCAAAUAUGGCACAAUGCAACUGAAUGGGUUAAUGUAGUUUUGUCUUGACAGGAUGAUUUAAAAAACAUGAAAUUUCAAAUGAUGAGGUUGAUUAAUGGAGAGAGGUAUGCUUCAAGAUAUUUGCUACUAUAAUUUAUAGUAGAACUUUAACUAUACUUGUGCUGGAAAUCUGCAGCUAUACUGAAAUAGAAAUGUAGCAAGUGUUAAUUUUUUGAAUUAGGGUUGUUGUUUCAUUUGAUGUUGAUCAAAGUAUAAAUCACGAAGCAUUUGAAGAUGAGGAUGGCGGCGAUGAAGGAAAGGUGAUUAUGACAAGUUAUGUUUUACACUCACAAGAAUCACAUUUUGUUGCAAGUCUGCCAACAUGUUCCCAACAAGUUGUGUUUUACACACACAAGAAUCAAGUUGUGUUGACACUGCUUGUCCCAAGUUGUCAACAAGUUGGUUGUUCUAACAAGUCCAGUACAGUCAUGAUAUAACAAUAUUGUUAUACAACCUUGUGUCGUCAACCUUAUGAUCGGCAUUCCCCAAUACCAACUUCAGCGUCUUCAACGAGUUCUCAAUGCCGCUGCUAGAGUGACGUGUCUUAUACCAAGAUGUGCUCAUAUUACCCCUGUCCUGAUGCACCUUCACUGGCUGCCUGUCAAGUUUCGCGUUGAUUUUAAAAUUGCACUUCUGGUAUAUAAAGCCCUCCACGGGAUGGCGCCAGGCUACAUUAUGGAACUGUUGUUAGAAAAACCGAACUGCUGUUACCAACUGAGAUCUGAUGAUCAGGGACUACUUUUUAUCCCAAAAACUAGAGCCAAGACUCUUGGUGAUUGAGCAUUUGUGCAUGCAGCUCCGUCAAUUUGGAACAUGCUACCUUCUGGUAUUAGAAAUAGUAAAACAAUUGACUGUUUUAAAUCUCAAUUAAAGACUUUCCUUUUUAAGAAAGCUUUCGAUUCUAACUUUUAGAUUUAUAGACACCUAUACCUUAAUUCUUAAUAUUUUAGCUACUUGUAUAUAGUAUAACCUCAUUGUUGUAAAGCGCUUUGGAAUAUUUUAUAUAAUUUAAGCGCUGUAUAAAUUUAAAUAUAUUAUUAUUAUUAUUAUUAUGUAUAUAUCAUGAUUGUUGCAGAUUUGUUAGAACAACUUUGCAACAUGUCUGAUAGCAUCAAGCUUGUUACAAUUUGUUAAUAGCUUGUUCCAAACUUGUUACAACUAGGAACAAGCAGUACAAAGACAACUUGUUGACAGAUUGUGAGCAGAUUUUGUAACAACUUGUGUAAUCGGUUGCGUGAUCGUCAGAGCAAGCACCUAGCACUGCUGAUUUUGUGGUUUGAUUCUGGCUAUGGACUUGUGUGAAAACAGUCUGUAUUGCUCUGCCGAAAGUCGUGGGUUUUCUCCGGGUGCUCUGGUGUCCUUCCACAGGGAAAGUUGACAUGGUGGGUUAGGAUAAACACAGUUAAGAAAGUAAUAUCACAAUUGUUGUAAAGAUAAAAUAGUCUAGGCUAAAUCACUGAACUAUAUAACAUAUAGUUUUAUAGUUCAGUGAUUACAUAUGUAUAUAUGUAUAUAUAGUUCACUGGGCUAAAUAUAAUUAGGUAAGCGUAAUACUGGAUGUAAAGUGCAAUGCUAAUCUCAAUUGUAAAAGUUAAUCGUAAUUUUCUGUGUGUAGAUUGCUUUCAGCUGCUGUGUGUAAUUGAAUGUUUCUGUCAUUUUUAGAUCACAUCCUAUCCUUCCUUUUCUAUUCAAAUCAUCAAAGAUUCAGUAAGUAAUAAUAAUUAUUGUUCUUGCUUCCAUUGGUCUCUAUAUUUGUCUUCUUACAAUGACCAACCAAAACCAUUUUUUCAGUAAUAACAAAAAUUGAGUGUUUUAAAAUCAUAUUUUGAUUAAGAUGGUAAAAUUUAAUCUAAAGUCUGAGAUAAUUCAAUACUUUGUCCAGGGCCGUCCUCAGGAAAUUCUUCAGGGGGGGUGUAAUUCAAUUCAACCGACUGGUUCAAAAAAAUUUUUCCGGAACAAAAUUUUUUCGGCGACCUCCCCCCCCCGGAACAUUCAAAAAUUUUUCGCACAUAGCAAAUUUUCAACAUUUUUUAACAUUUUUCCAAAAUUUUUACAUUUUUCCUCAAAAUUUUCCUAAAAUUACCACCACGUUCUUGCCCUUUGCGCCAAAAAUAUUUAACCCAAGUAGCAGUUCUACCGACUGAAUAGCAGUCCUACCGACUGAAUAGCAGUCCUGCCGACUAAAUACAAUUACUGGGGGGGUGUCACACCCCCCCACACCCCCCCCGUAGCUCCGGGCCUGACUUUAUCUACCCGACGGUUGACCACAAAGAAGUAGCAGACCAUAGAAGAAGUAUAGAUCAAAUGACCGCACCUUGCAAUAUGCAACAAGUAAGAUUUGAAGCUUUUCUUUCCUCCAGGGUGAAACACUGCACUUCAACUGUGAAUACAAUAUUGAUGAGGAUGAAGACAGCCCUGAUGAGGAAGAUGAUGGAUUAUUUACAAUCACUGACGUCAGUUUAUUGCCACACCCUGAUGCUGAUCACACGGCCAUAUAUCAUUGCGAGACUGAGAAUAUGGAUUAUGUAAGUUCAUAUAAAUUAUAUACCUCUGUGAACAAACAUAGUCUAGUUUUGACCUCGCCAUAUAUCAUUGCGAGACUGAGAAUAUGGAUUAUGUAAGUUCAUAUAAAUUAUAUACCUCUGUGAACAAACAUAGUCUAGUUCUGAUCUCGCCAUAUAUUAUUGCGAGACUGAGAAUAUGGAUUAUGUCAGAACUAUUUAAAACACGAUCAGGAGUGCUUUAUCAGACAUAAAACACGAGAGCGCAGUUUGAGGGUUUCUACCUGAAAAAGCACAGACUGAGAGUGUUAUAGAUGGCCGGCUUAAAAGACGACCCAUCUGAGGAGUUCAUUGGCGAUGUAAUUUUAAAACUAAACCGAGAAAAUGAAAGCUAAGGUUUAUGUAAAUUUACAUGAUUUUUAUCCCAUACAAAACCACCGACACUGUAGUGAUUUCCUUUCUCUUUCACGCUAAUGAAAGUGAACGCUAAUGAAUGCGAACUAGCCUGCGAACAGGCUCUCAAGCUGAAUUGAGAGCUUGCAUCGAUGACUAAUGAAUUUGAAUAUCUGCCCCGUAGCGUUCGUUUUUCCAAAUAUGGAAUGUCUAUCUUUAUAUGGUGUUGUUUACAACUUUCGUGCAAACUAAAUUUAGACCGUGCAAACUAAAUUUAGACCGUACAGUUUAUACUGUUUUUCGAAAUAUAAGAUAUUCAAGCAAAAGUUCAAAUGUUUUAAACACUGUUUUCUCAAAACAGAACAUUUCGUGCUUUGAGAUAAGACGGCCAAGACCAAUUUGAUCAGUUAAUGUGUUUUUUAUGCAUAAUGCUUCAGCAGUUGACAUAUAUAGAGCUCAGCGGAAACAUAUAAAUUGUAGCAUCUGACCAAUGAGAAUUUCGCGUCACGAUUUGAGACGCAGAUAUUCAAAUUCAUUAGUCAUCGAUGCAGGCUCUCAAUUCAGCUUGAGAGCCUGUUCGCAGGCUAAAUGCGAACGCUAAUGAAAGUGAACGCUAAUGAAAGUGAACGCUAAUGAAAGUGAACGCUAAUGAAAGUGAACGCUAAUGAAAGUGAACGCUAAUGAAAGUGAACGCUAAUGAAUGCGAACGCUAAUGAAUGCGAACGCUAAUGAAUGCGAACGCUAAUGAAAGUGAACGCUAAUAGUUAACUUCUGAAAUACAAGGAACUUGAUUAUGGAAAAUGUUGUUUUAGAAUCUGUAUGAACUCUUGAAAGGAUUGCUGACAGAACGCGGCAUCAAUACUGAAUUCCUCACGGAUUUAUUGAAGAAAAGUACGAUACUUGAACAUCAACAUUAUGUCCAGUUUCUUGAAGGACUGCAAGAUUUUCUCACACAAAAAUGAAAGGUACUCGGGUUAUUUAUUCUCCAAGUGAUUAAUGAAGAUACAAUGUUGUUUCGCUGACAUCAGAGAGGUUCAGAUUUGAAUUCCACCACCACUCACUGGCAUCUAAUUGGUUAAUCAGAUAUCAGAUAUGCAUCUAAUUGGUUAAUCAGAUAUCAGAUAGGCAUGUAAUUUGUUAAUCAGAUAUCUCAAACUCAUCUGAUUGGUUCAUCACAUAUCAAACGCAUCCAGUUAUGGUAAGAGUAAUGGCAGUCAAAUCUGAACCUCUCUAUUUAAAGCGCCAGUGUCAGAAUGUUGGAAGAAUGUCGGGAUUACGUCAUCUAUCAAGUUAAAUGAGUGUGAACAAAGAGCUUUAUCACAAUUUGAAACGACGAACUUUUAUUAUUAAUAAAAACAUCAACUAUUUGACAACUUUAAAUAAAACCAAAAUAUUUUAAGGCACCCUUCAUCAGGAGAUAUUGAAAGCUGCGCUGUGUUUGAUAUUGUCGUGGUGUGUGUUUAUAUCUUGUCUUUUAUGCUCGACUAUAUACAUUGUUUAAAUAAUAUAAAUUAUUAAAUAUUUUAUUAAAUAUUUACCUAACACUAGGUUAAAUACCUUAACCCUUGCGUUUGGUUAAGGAAGCAUCUUUUAAAGAUCUUAAUGUCUCACAGUUGGUCGUGAUAAUUUUACAGGUUGCAUCGACCUUCGUUGUAUUUCAGGCGUCUUUUGUUGUUCCACGUUUUUGCUCGGGUUUUCCUAAACAAUAUAGGAUAU